AUGAUUGCACUUUCUGUGGUUGGUGAUGGUCAUGGUUCUUCACCGGGUGGCUUUCAUCCAGAUCAUUCCGUAUCUUACAGUUUAGAUUCACUGGCGAGUAGUUUUAUAGGAAACGAAAUUAACGAAACGGACGAAAGUAAGAAAAUUAACAAAUAUGAACUCCCUUCCUAUUCAUCGAGUAUUCAUGAUAAUUCCUUUUCAAAAAUUGAAUCUUUUACGAAUAGAAUGAAAAAGAAUUUUCACAAGAAGAAGGCAAAAAAUCAAAUAGAUUUAAUCAAGUCAAUUGAAUCUUACGAAAAAGCUUUGGAAUUUUGUUUGAAAACGAAUGAUAAUGCGAGUGCUGCUGGAAAGUUACAUGUAUAUAUAGGAAAUUUGUAUAUGAAAAGAUAUUUAGAAAGGUUUCAGAAGGCAUCUCAGAGGAAGUGGAAUAAUUUGGAAGAUUUGGGUUUGAAUCGUCCUUUUAAAAAUGAAAGUCCUGAAAAGGAAUAUUGUGUGGAAGAGAUUAUUACAUUAAUUUCGGAUAGAUCUUUCAUUAUGAAUCAGUUUAUUUCAUAUGAGAAGGAUUUACUCUUAUUUUCAGAGACUCUUUCGAAUACGAUCACAUUAGAAAGAAAUGAGCUAGCUUACACAGCACUGCAUCACUAUUUAAAGGGCCUCUCCAAUUUUCCUUUGAAUAUCAAUUCAUACUUGGGAAUGGCUAAAUUAUUCUCCCUCUAUGGAAUGUAUUUCUAUUCGAUUCCUCUUUUUAAGAGAUGCAUUGACAUGGUGAGAGCUUGUCGAAAGAAGAAAAACCCAAAACUUUUCAAAUUCAUCACUGAAGAAUCAUAUACCAGUGCAAGUGAGGAGUUAGCUAAAUGCUAUCUCAAUAUUGGAAAUUACAAGAACAGUGUCUACCUCUUCAAGAAGGCACUAAGUAAGAAGGAAUUCAAAGAUAGUUCACUACUUGGUUAUCUUGCCAUUUCACUCUUUGAACUGAAUCCAACCAAGAAUAGAGCUGAAAGUUUACAUUGUCUCAAGUUGGCCAUUACCAACAGUCCAGAUUUAGGUUUCCCAUAUGCAUGUCUUGCAUUUAUUAAUUAUGAAAUUCCUGAGCAACCUAAAGAUGAUAUUCUCGAUCUUUUCAUUUCUUCCCUCGAAAAAUCAACCAAUGAUCCAAUUGUAAACCAUUACUAUUCCAAAUACCUGAUGAAUGAGAAGAGAUUUGACAAGGCAUUCAAUCUAUUAAGAGAUGCCUAUAUGAAUUCACCUCCAAACAUUGAACUUUACAUAUCCCUUUCCAAAUCUCUUGAGCUGAUAGGUCAGUCAUCAAGUUUCCUACAGGAAAAAAUCAAAUCCAUCCAAGUGCUCACUUGA
Molecule: messenger RNA, 1353 nt
Organism: Naegleria gruberi
Lineage: Eukaryota; Heterolobosea; Eutetramitea; Acrasida; Naegleriidae
Exons: 1
Coding region: 1-1353 (450 amino acids)
Molecular function (GO): protein binding
Source: RefSeq, a predicted model, not a curated record